Molecule: messenger RNA, 4095 nt
Organism: Leucoraja erinaceus (little skate)
Lineage: Eukaryota; Metazoa; Chordata; Chondrichthyes; Rajiformes; Rajidae
Gene: znf341
Product: zinc finger protein 341
Exons: 15
Coding region: 30-2489 (819 amino acids)
Source: RefSeq, a predicted model, not a curated record
AGCCUCAAAUACAGCAGCGAAGCUCCAAGAUGGCGCAAGCAAUAUUCGAGGCGUUGGCAGGGAUAGACAACCAGACGGUGCUGGCCGUACAGUCGCUGCUCGACAGUCAGGGCGGGGUCUCUGACCCAGGUGCGCAGGGGGUGCAGCCCCCCAGUGUACAGACCCCCCUGGACGAGGAGGACGUCUUCCUGUGCGGACGAUGCAAGAAGCAGUUCAACUCGCUGCCGAGCUUCGUGGCCCACAAGCGGGAGCAGUGCCAGGGCAGCAACACCUCCCUGCCCCCCGGACCCUUCACACCCGCACCCCCCCCGCCCAGCCGACAGCAAGUGCCGACGUACAUCACGCUGCCCCACUCUCCCCUCACCCAGGCGCUGGUGCAGGGCAACAUCGUGGUGAGUGACGAGGUGCUGAUGUCGGCCAUGUCGACCUUCACCUCGCUGGACCAGCCCAUGGGGGCCCUGUCCCUCCCCCAACAGAGCGGCCACAACCUGGCACCGGGACCCUUGUACAUCCCAGCCCCCCCUCCGCAGCCAGCACCCGCCGCCCUGCCCCCGCCGGUGCACACCACGGCCAACGGCGGCGCGGUGGUACAGGUCUACAGCGCCUUGGCAUCGCUGGGCAGCGGCUCCACAGACGGGAACUCGCUAGCCAUGCCGCACUUCCAGGUUCCGGGCCCGUGUGGGGAGAGUUCACCGUUCACCAGCCCCCCCGUCUACAGCCCGGGCAAACAUGGCUUCAAGACCAAGGCCGGCAGCAUGGCGGCUGCUCCGGCCCUCAGCCCCGUCAAUGCCCACAGCAACGGCACCGGCAAUGGGACACUCACCGGCUACCAGCCCGACCCACCCAAGGCCCGGCUCACCAAACAGCCCAUCAGCAUCCAGGAAGGUAAAAGCAAGUUGCAAAAACUCAAAUGCCACUAUUGUGACAAAAUGUUUGCCAAGAACUUUGAUCUCCAGCAACAUAUCAGAAGCCACACCGGGGAAAAGCCGUUCCAGUGCAUCGUAUGUGGCCGAGCGUUUGCGCAGAAAUCCAACGUGAAGAAGCACAUGCAGACGCACAAGGUGUGGCCAGCAGGUCAGGCCCGAUCCUCCGUCUCCAUGCAGGUGGUGACGGUCAGCCCGGAGAGCAAGCGGCCACGGGGAGAGCGUGACGCCAUCGGUCAGUCCACCGUCCACCAAACGCCAGCGCCAUUAGCCUGCGCCCUUUUAUUUUUAGAUGGCUUACAACCCAGUGGUCUGUCGGAGAGCAUGGAGCAGGAUGGGCGGCUGAGCUCGGAGCUGCCCCCUGGUGACGGGGGUGGGGAGGGGCGGCAGAUGCUGGUCAUCGACAGCUCCUACCAGUGCCAAUUCUGCCCCUGUAAAUUCCUCACCUACUUCCAGCUCAAGUCGCACAUGAUCCAGCACAAGAACCAGCAGGUGUACAAGUGCGUGGUGAAGAACUGCACGCAGACCUUUAUGAAGCUGGAGGAGUUUGUGGAACACAUCAAGAACCACGAUGACGAGAUCACCUACCGCUGUCACCUCUGCAACAAGAUCUUCCCCUCGCUGUACGAGCUUGGCGUGCACCAAUACUCCCACAGCUUGUACCCACAGCAGCUGCCCAAGAAAGGGCCCACCUUUUACAGGUGUUCGAGAUGUUUGAGUAAAUACUCCACACCGGAGGCUCUUGAGCAUCAUCUACAGACUGCCACUCACAACUACCCCUGCCCACACUGCCAGAAGGUAUUUCCCAGCGAGAGGUAUCUGAGGAGGCAUCUCCCCGUACACGGUGGAGGGGGGGUCUUCAAGUGCCAGAUCUGUAAAAAAUCUUUCAAAACGGAGCACUAUCUCAAACUUCACCUGCUUAUUCACUCUGGUGAAAAACCAUUCAAAUGCUCGUUAUGUUCAGCAGCUUUCAAUCGCAAAGAUAAAGUCAAGAGGCACAUGCUGACUCACGACCCUGUCAAGAAAUUCAAGUGUCCCUUCAGGGUACAUUCUGGAUGCACAAAAGAAUUCAACAGGCCGGAUAAACUCAAGGCGCAUAUAAUCGCACACUCAGGUAUCAAGCCGCACAAGUGCCAGUACUGCAGCAAAUGCUUCAGCCGCCGGGCGCACAUGACGGAGCACCAGCGCUCGCACACGGACUCGUACGCACUGCGCUGUGUGCCCUGCGGCCGCGGCUUCACCCGGGAGAAGUACCUGAAGCAGCACCGCUGUGGCUCCCGCGCUGACGAGCGGCAAGUCAGGAAGAGGCGGUGCGCCGCCCGCCGGGGCCCCAGCCGGCCCAGGAGAGCUCCAGCCGGGAGCCGCACGGCCAGGCGGACCGAAGGCGAGGACUCGCUGCCCGGCUCCGGGGUGGCCGAGGCGAGGGACGGAGCCGCUGCCGACUGGCCAGAGCCUGAGGGCAGUGAGGACUCAGUGCUGGCGGACGGUGCCAGCGUGCCCGGGCUGCCUGCUGGACAAACCCUGCCCAUGGCCCCCGUCCCCGCCUACGUCCAGACCCCAGAGUGAACCUGCUCUCCCCUGGACUUUACACAGCAAAGGGGAAAAGUCGCCGAGAUUUCAUCCGGUGAAGAAACGGGGCAUUAGUGCAUCCCUGGCAACUUUUACAGAGCGGGGAGCUGAUUUGUUACACAUGGACCAAGCCACGGGGCAAGCAAGCUGCAAAUAAAACAGAUUUUUUAAAUAAAACUAAAACAAAACUUUUCCCUGCAAUCUUUUACAUCCUGGGAAAUAACAUACACAAAGUGCUGGAGUAACUAAGAGGGUCAGGCAGCAAUGGGGUAGGGGUGAAUCAGACAGAACCCUGGCUUCUGGAAGGACCAUUUAGGAGCCUGAUAUCAGAGGGGAAGAAGUUGUUCCUGAGUCUGGUGGUGCGCACUUUCAAACGUCUGUGCCUUCUACCGGAAAGGAGCAGGGAGAAAGAGGAAUGAUCAGAGUGGGACAAGUCUUCAAUUGUGUGGUGGUGUGCACUUUCCUCCUGGUGCUUCGGUUUCCUCCCACAUUCCAAAGACGUGCGGUUUUGUAGGUUAAUUGGCCCUCUAUAAAUUGCCACUAGUAUGUAGGGAGUGGAUGAGAAAAUGGGUAAACUUAAAACUAGUGUGAACGUGUGAUCGACAGUCGGCAUGGACUCGGUUGCCGAAAAACCUGUUUCCAUGCUCAGUGCACAGUGGCCCAGCAGUUGAGUUGCUGCCUUACAGCGCUAGAGACACAGGUUCGAUCCUGACUACGGGUGGUGCCUGUGUGGAGUUUGAACGUUCUCCCUGUGACUGGGUGGCUUUUCUCCGGUUGCUCCGGUUUUCUGUUACAUCCCAAAGACAUACAGAUUUGUAAGUUAAUUGGCUUUGGUAAAUUGUAAAUUGUCCCAAGAGUGUAAGAUAAUGUUAGUGUAAGGGGUGAUCGCUGGUCGGCUCGGACUCGUUGAGUUGUAGGGACACACCGUCUUUGCUAGCUCCCUCUAGUCUUAAGUCUGAAGAAGGGUCCCGACCCAAAAAGUCACCUAUCUAUGUUCGACAGAGAUGCUGCCUGACCCGCUGUGUUACUCCAGCUAUUUGUGUGUUUUUCUGUAAACUGCCACCUUCCUUGUUUGGAACUCCUUCUGGAUGGAGCCAAUGAAUAACUCUUCUGUGAAUCAUAUGUUGUGUAUUUCAUGUACAUAGUUUCCAUGUGACUGUCAUCCACUCUGCAUAUUUGGGGAAAUUUUCAUAAUCAUGAGUAAAAUGGGUGAGAACAUGACAGGUGCAGAUUGUGCUCACCUUCUCGAGAGAAAUUUGAAUAUUUAACUUCCAUUUAAUUACUAAAUUAACUUUUUGUUAUAGGAUGGAAAGUUUCUGCCUCAUCCCCCCUUGCAUCUCAUCGGCUGACACAGGGCUGGUAACAGACAUUUGCCUAGAACAUAUCUGGUGACUUUCCUUAACUUCCUUUAAUUUUAUGAAACAUUUCCUUGAAUUUAAUUGAACAUUUUGUUGAAUAAGUAUCGGUAAAUCGUAAAUAACCAGGGUACACCGCCCCUUUAAGACACAGCGGCCAUAGCCCCGCCACGUCGGGACACGAUGCUCCUGCCCAUAUAUGGCAUUAACCACGCCCCCUUUCCACGUCGAGCGUCCUGCGUCAUUAA